AGCCGGGUCCUCCAGGUUUUGCGGAAAAACGCCCAAGGCAUCGAUAAGUUCCGGCGACCCCUUGGGUCCAGAGCAUCAAGUCCCCCGUUAGUUUACAACACGGCAAACCCGAUGAAUUUAAUAGCGGAAUUUCCCGAUGUAAUCUCAGCGGUCACGAAGGUUUUUGAAGUGAGCAAGUGGAGUCUACAUGUUAACCAACAAACAUUGGAUAUCAUUGUGUAUAUGAAAUGUAUAGAAAUGUUGGAGCACGCAAAUUUAAUUUGGACCGCAGAUUGCGUCACUUUUAGAAUUUGGCUCGAGUAUGGAAUAUUUCACAAGGAUACUGGUUAUUGCAGCACAAGGGCACUCACGAGUGACUUAUCGAUACUUGAUGUCAAAAUUGGUUCUGCUGUAAAUGCCUUGAAGAGAGUACUCUUGUCGUUUGGAGAAGAAAUCGACAUAGAGCUGCGACGACGUAGGCCAUUUAAACAAGGCAAUGACCAGCAUACGGUGACACAGACCGUGGCAAGGUAUACUUUAAAAGAAGAAAAUAUUUAAGAAAAUAAAUGUGAAGUCGAAUGAUUUUACGUGUUUACGUGAUCAACAUUGAGAGGAGACGUUUAAAAAACCAUUGAUUUCAACGACGGCAACGCCAAAUUUAGACAGUCUAUCACAGCAAGAGCCAAUGAUAUUACACUACAUGUGUGACUUUAUUCCCACCUAAUUCGUUUUCGCAUCUGUCACAAGCAUAAUUUUUGUCUACAACGUACACCGACGAUUUUAUCGCUGAUGAAAUGUAUUAUGUCUAAGGAAAGAUUAAUGUGUUGCACACAACGUCAGUUUCACGUAACAUUUAUGAAAACGACCUUUCUUUCCAUUUCAACGUGCGAGACAUAAAUUUACGCAUCAACAGCUUUUGAUACAAAAUAUCGCGAGCGUGCCCGUGUCAAA
Molecule: messenger RNA, 930 nt
Organism: Temnothorax curvispinosus
Lineage: Eukaryota; Metazoa; Arthropoda; Insecta; Hymenoptera; Formicidae
Exons: 6
Coding region: 112-537 (141 amino acids)
Source: RefSeq, a predicted model, not a curated record